CCAGCCCGUGAGCAGCUCUCCUUUGAAAAAUCAUGUAAUGGAAACAGAACGUCUCUCUCAACAUCUGCUAUACCACACUGCACAAUCACCUCUAUACUGCUCACGCCACAAAUUACUCCCUCACAGUAAUGAACCAUACUCAAUCCAGCAACCGGUCUGCGGACAAGAAGAGGAGGUGGUCCGGUCCAGCCACAAUCCAAUUAUUAGACCAUGACAUCCUCUGCAUAAUCUUCUCCUUCCUCGAUUUCUUCGACCUUGUUCGCUGUUCUGCUGUUUGCACAUCGUGGAAUGUAUUGAUCAAACGAUCAAAGUUGCUGCAAUCACUUUAUCUGAAGCAGAAGAAGAAGAAGGAGGGUGAUAGUAAUCUGGAGGAGUCAUUAAGUGUGUAUUUAGAGGUGUUAGCUAUGAAGCAUCAUAGACAAGCUCUAAGUGAACCUUCUUCUGUUUAUAUUGACAAAUGGAAAGCCCAUUCACUUGGGGUUGAUCAAUGCCGUAUGAAGAUGGGCUUGCUUCUCACUGGUGUAGGUGACAAGGCCAUGCGUCUCUGGUCAUUGGAAAGCUACAAAUGUAUAGAAGAAUAUUCAAUCCCAAAUGCAUGUUCCUUAGUUGACUUUGAUUUCGAUGAAAGCAAGAUUGUUGGUUUGAUUGGCACACAAGUAUGCUUAUGGAGGCGCAAUGGGCCAAUGAGUACAUUUCCUCCACGUGGAGGCACAUAUAUGAAGGGUUUAUGCAUGCGCUAUCUUGAUCCCGAAGCUGUGGUUGGAUGCGAGGAUGGGACAGCUCGUAUUUUUGACUUGUACAGUAAGAAGUGUUCUAAAAUCAUUAGGAUGCAUCCUGAGCCUGUGACGUGCUUGUCUUUGGGUGAUGAGCAGAUAAUUCUUGGUGGUUCCUCAUUAGGAAGGAUCACGGUAUCUGAUUAUUCUUCUGAUCAGUGUAUAGCUACACUGAAACCCACUGAUUCUACAGGCAUCAAGACUUUGUGUUUCAACCCUCGUUCCCAUAUGGUGUUUUCUGGAACAGCCGCUGGAUAUACAUCUUGUUGGGACCUUAGGAUGAUGAGACGAGUGUGGGAGACACGAGUGAGUCCAAAUGUUGUGUAUUCCUUGCAGCACCUGAGUAAUGACAAAUCAUCAUUGGUAGUUGGUGGAAUAGAUGGCGUGCUGCGGAUUCUGGAUCAGAACUCUGGAAUUAUUCUCUCAAGCUAUGUUAUAGACCAUGAUGCCGGAUCGAGCUCCUCUGGAUAUUCACACGGAACAAUUGAAAGGAGAAAAGGGAAAAGUCUACCCAGUGAGACCAUCAUCGACCAAAUUCCUAGAAGUUCUCGACCUUCCAUAACAUGCUUGGCUGUUGGGAUGAAGAAGGUGGUCACAACCCACAAUAGCAAGUACAUCAGAGUGUGGAAAUUUAAGAAGUGAGAAAAAUUUGUCAUCUCAAUAGACUAAUGAUAAUUUUGUAGAAUAAUAUGUGAUUUUCCGGUUGCUUUACAAGAAUGACUUUCUAGUUCCUUUGCAAGAAUUUCUGAUAAAUAUAAGCAAUGUUUUUUUCAAAA
This is a messenger RNA of Ricinus communis (castor bean), 1549 nucleotides long. Its product is annotated as F-box/WD-40 repeat-containing protein At3g52030. The record is from RefSeq and is a predicted model, not a curated record. Bases 129 to 1415 code for a protein of 428 amino acids. NCBI's taxonomy places the organism in Eukaryota, Viridiplantae, Streptophyta, Magnoliopsida, Malpighiales, Euphorbiaceae. Gene Ontology annotation, molecular function: protein binding. The transcript is spliced from 9 exons.